CACUUUAUUAUUUAUUAACAAAGAAAAAAAAAGAUACAUCUACUUAAAUAUACAUCUACUUUGCGUCACCACACAACAACGUUGCCCAUUAACCCACACGGUAAUUGGGUUGAAUCUUGAUCAUGGAAUCCAACAACUUUACAAGAUCACCGAAGCUACUUGACUUGUCUAAACGAUUUCGUCAAUCGAAGUCUGUUUCCCCUCUUCCAGAUGACCCCUCAAUUGGUCAAUCCAACGAAUCCGAAAGAUCCACAAGACCCAACCGAGCUGCAGUUCUGAUAUGUCUAUUCGAGGAAGGAGAUGAUAUCUGUGUUAUUUUAACCCAACGAUCAUCCAAGCUGUCGUCUCACUCUGGGGAAGUGUCGUUGCCUGGAGGUAGAACGGACGAAGAGGAUACAGAUGAUAUUCGAACCGCAUUGAGGGAGGCUGAGGAGGAAAUUGGAUUGGAUCCUGCCCUUGUGGAUGUUGUCACUGUUCUUGAACCAUUUGUAACCAAGAAGAAUGUUACAGUAGUUCCAGUGAUGGGUAUACUAUGGGAUAAACAAGCAUUUAAUCCGCUUCCAAAUGUUGGAGAAGUGGAAUCCAUAUUCUAUGCUCCUUUAGAAAUGUUUCUCAAGGAUGAAAACAACAGACGACAUGAAGAGAGAGAACAUGGGGGAGACAAAUAUUGGCUUCAAUAUUUUUAUUAUGAAACAAAUAACAGGGUGUAUGUGAUAUGGGCUCUAACUGCCGGAAUCUUGAUAGCUGCCUCCUCCCUCGUUUUCCGGCGACCACCGGAUUUUCAAGACAUGCCGCCUAAAUUCUGGCACAAAACCACUGCAAGUUCCAAUGUUCCUUGAAUCAUUGGGCCAAAAUAUAAAAAAAUGUAACACAAGUCGAAUCAAAGAUGAAAUUGUAGUGUUAUCAUAGAUAAAAUUGUAAGUUUAUUUGUAUCAAAUAAUUAAGAGAUGCCGUGUCCACAAAAUGUUAACAUUGAAACUUUUUACCCGGUAAAUUACACUCUAUCAAAAGAAACUUUUAAUGUUA
Lactuca sativa (garden lettuce) is the source of this 1026-nucleotide messenger RNA. RefSeq names its product nudix hydrolase 11. Gene Ontology annotation, biological process: coenzyme A catabolic process. Gene Ontology annotation, molecular function: coenzyme A diphosphatase activity. The record is from RefSeq and is a predicted model, not a curated record. Lineage: Eukaryota; Viridiplantae; Streptophyta; Magnoliopsida; Asterales; Asteraceae.